AAUAAUAAAAACGCUGAAAGAAAUGUGGUUCAGAAUUUGAAUUAGGUGACGACUCACAACGACAUCAUAUCAUUUCAUGGAUUCAAGAAUGCAAAAUUCCAAAAAUUUGCUCAAUCAGCCUUUUUACAACCAAGGUGUCUCCCACUACGCGCACAGCGUAUGUUAGCGCUGUGCGCCGAACCCACCCCCAACCCAAAGCAAUGCCUAUGGGUUUGAGUGAGCUCCGAUCCACCAAAGCCAAGAAGACCACCAAACCCUCGUCACCUUCUUCAACCUCUCCCCAUGCCCACCAAACCCUAACCCUCCCUCAAUACCUCUCCAUGGCGCGAAAAUCCUCGCUCCUCAAGCAAUCCCUAGCCACGAUCGUCGUCGUCCUCCUCAUCUACGCCUUCCUUAACACCUUCCUCACCCCCACCACCACUGCCAAGCUCGAGACCGCCCUCCCCUCCUUCUCUUCCGCUUCCUCGAUCUCCUCCGACGUGUUUGCUUCCCGAGAAAAUCAGCUUAAUUUCCCCGGGAAGCCCGUGAAAGUCUACCUAUACGACCUCCCCAAGCGGUUUACUUACGGAGUUAUCGAGCAUCACUCAUUGGCCCGCGGCGCCCGACCCGACGAAGACGUUUCCAAGCUCAAGUACCCGGGUCACCAGCACAUGGGCGAGUGGUACCUCUUCAAGGACCUGCUCAAACCAGAAUCGGAACGGUUCGGGUCGCCCGUUCAGAAGGUCUUGGAUCCGGAAGAGGCGGACUUCUUCUACGUCCCAUUCUUCUCGUCAUUGAGCCUGAUCGUCAACCCGGCCCGACCGGCUUCCGGGUCCGAUAAGCCGCUGUACAGUGACGAGGAGAACCAGGUGGCGUUGAUUGAGUGGCUGGAGGAGCAGGUGUAUUGGAAGAGGAAUAAUGGUCGAGACCACGUGAUCAUGGCCUCGGACCCCAAUGCUCUGUACAAAGUGAUCGACAUAGUCAAAAACAGUGUGUUGCUUGUUUGUGAUUUCGGGCGGUUGAAGGAGGACCAAGGAUCGCUUGUUAAGGACGUGAUUGUGCCUUACUCUCACCGCAUCAACACUUACAGCGGCGAUAUCAGUGUUGAGGACCGCAACACCUUGUUAUUCUUCAUGGGCAAUCGGUUCCGCAAAGAGGGGGGAAAGAUACGUGAUUUGCUUUUCCAAUUACUUGAAAAUGAGGAGGAUGUCAUAAUAAAACAUGGAACACAAUCCAGAGAGAGUCGACGGGCUGCUUCCCGUGGGAUGCAUACAUCAAAGUUCUGUUUAAAUCCUGCUGGUGAUACUCCAUCAGCCUGCAGACUUUUUGAUUCGAUAGUUAGCUUGUGUGUGCCUGUGAUAGUCAGUGAUAGCAUUGAGCUUCCAUUUGAAGAUGUUAUAGACUACAGAAAGAUAGCAAUAUUUGUAGAAUCCAAUGCAGCUUUAAAGCCAGAAUUCUUGGUCUCAAUGCUGAGAGGAAUCACAACUGAGAGAAUUCUGGAAUACCAGAAGGAGCUGAAUGAGGUGAAGCGUUAUUUCCAAUAUGGAGUACCGAACGGAACAGUGAAUGAAAUCUGGCGCCAGGUUGCACAGAAGCUCCCUUUUAUUAAACUGUCGAUCAACAGAGACAGACGACUUGUCAAGAGGGAUUUGAAUGUGCGAGACUGCUCUUGUCUCUGCUCAAAUCAGACUGGAAUUGUAACCAGCCUAUAAUGCUACUUUCAUCAAUGAGACUGUUAAUCAGAGAACUCUCUACUUUAAAGGAGGCUACUCCACCUCUGUCAAUCAUUCGGUGCUUCAUAUUUAGAUCUCCGCGCCUUGGAUCGACUAUUGGCCGUGAAGGAUUCUUUUCUGCAUCUUGGAAGAGCGAUGACUAGUUAGUGCUUUGUUAUAAGCUGCUUAUAACAAAGCUGAAAGAUUCUUUGACAGAUGGGGUUUUCACUGAGGGGUAAUAGAAUUUGCCAUAGUAGUACAGGGCUUUAUACAAUUUACUGUAGAUACUGUUGUUUUACUUGGUCAUGAAAGCUUAGCAGCUUAAAAAUUAAAUUAAAUGACAUGUAACUUGUAAUUCAUUUGUACAUUCGUAGAGAAUAAAAAUCAGAUUUAUUUGA
This is a messenger RNA of Prunus mume (Japanese apricot), 2089 nucleotides long. It is a transcript of the gene ARAD1, whose product is annotated as Exostosin family protein. Gene Ontology annotation, molecular function: glycosyltransferase activity. Lineage: Eukaryota; Viridiplantae; Streptophyta; Magnoliopsida; Rosales; Rosaceae. The record is from RefSeq and is a predicted model, not a curated record.